CACCUCUGCAGCCGAGAAGGAGAUGGGAGGAGCAGAGCAAAGGGAGAAGCAGUACCGAGCCCAUCGGGGAUUCGGGGAUCGCCGCGGUGGGGUCAUCAGUGCCCGCACGUAUUUCUACGCUGACGAGGCCAAGUGUGACCAGCACAUGGAGACUUUCCUCCACUGCAUUGACGCCUCAGGUGGCAGCUCAGAGGACGGCUUCUCGGCCAUCAAGCUGACGGCGCUGGGCAGACCUCAGUUCCUGCUGCAGUUCUCAGAGGUGCUGGUGAAGUGGCGGAGGUUCUUCCACCAAAUGGCCGCAGAGCAGGGCCAGGCUGGGCGGGCAGUGCUGGAGAUGAAGCUGGAGGCGGAGAAGCUGCAGGAGGCCCUGGCCAACCUCGGCAUCGCGACCAAGGCGGAGAGCCAGCACUGGUUCACAGGCGAGAACCUGGGUGUAAGCGGCACUGUGGACCUGCUGGACUGGAACAGCCUGAUCGACAGCCGCACCAAGCUCUCCAAGCUGCUGCUCGUCCCCAACAUGCAGACUGGGCAGCUGGAGCCUUUGCUCUCACGCUUCACUGAGGAGGAGGAUCUGCAGAUGAAGCGGAUGCUGCAGCGGAUGGACGUCCUUGCCAAGAGAGCCACGGAGAAGGGCGUGAGGCUGAUGGUGGACGCGGAGCAGAGCUACUUCCAGCCAGCUAUCAGCCGCCUCACCCUGGAGAUGCAGCGCCGCUUCAACAGGGAUCGGGCGAUCAUCUUCAACACCUACCAGUGCUACCUGAAGGAGGCUUACGACAAUGUGACGGUGGACGUGGAGCUGUCACGCCGGGAGGGCUGGCACUUCGGCACCAAGCUGGUCCGUGGUGCCUACAUGGAGCAGGAGCGGGAGAGGGCAGCCCAGAUUGGCUAUGAGGAUCCCAUCAACCCCACCUAUGAGAAGACCAACGAGAUGUACCACAGGUGCCUGGACUAUAUCCUGGAGGAGAUCAAGCACAGCCGCAAAGCCAACGUGAUGGUGGCAUCUCACAAUGAGGACACGGUGAAGUUCACCCUGCACAGGAUGAUGGAGCUCGGGAUCCAUCCCUCAGAGAAGAAGGUGUACUUCGGGCAGCUGCUGGGCAUGUGUGACCAGAUCACCUUCCCCCUGGGUCAGGCUGGCUUCCCCGUCUACAAGUACGUGCCCUACGGCCCAGUGAACGAGGUGCUGCCCUACCUGUCCCGGAGAGCCCAGGAGAACAGGGGCUUUGUCCAGAGGGCGAACCGGGAGCGGGACCUUCUCUGGAGGGAGGUCAAGAGGCGGCUCCUCGCGGGCAGCCUCUUCGGCCCCAGCCACUAACCCCAACUGUGGCAUCCAGCCCAGGGUCUCACGUACCUUCACCUAUAACCACUAUUGCCAUUCCCUGUCCUAGUUCUGCUGCAGUUUCCCCCCCCCAGCACCCUUUGCCCUGGGAGGGGAAGUGUCCUUGUUGCUGUUUGAACCACAUACACCUUCUGGAGGUCACUACCGUAGGGUUGCCCCAGCUGGCACUGCCCUAAGGGAUGUCCCUCUGCCAUCCCAGGGGCUCUUGAGCUGUGCUUGCCCUGGGCUGUCUCUGGGGGGAGAGAGAUGCUGGCGUUCCCCUGCCAGCCUUCCCCCACGUUGGUGAAUGCUGUCCCAGGGUCUUCCCCUUGUGGGAUUGCACAGGGAGAUUUGGCUGCCUGCUUUGUGCCACGGGCUCAGGUCCAGGGCGGGCUGGGUGGCUCGGGGACAAGCUGGCCUCAGCCAAAAGCUCCUCCAGCCUCUGCCAGGGCUGGGGCUUGGUCUCUUCCAGCUCCAUGGAGGCAGAUGCCAAAGCAGAGGCCGCAGUGACGUGUGAAGGGUCACUGGGCAGGGGCAGAAUGAGUCCCUGCCGCCUGUCCCAGGGCAGCCACUACCUGGCUGCUCACCAGUUUUGCACAGACCAGAGCUGGGCAGGUCCUGGGCAGGACCAGGCUCUCUCCCCAUCCCACCGCCCUGAGCAGAGCCAAAGCUGCCCAGGGUUGUCCAUCCUCAGGCACACGUCCAGUGGGGCAGGAGGGGCGAGAGGAGCUGGCCGGCCCCAUCCCCAUGCUGUUCCUGCCCUGCCCACAGUCCCCGGCUCUGAUGCUGGACCAGGUCUGCUGCAGGCAGGGGUGGUGGCCACAUGGGAGCACCAGGAGCCGGACCGCAGCUCAGCUCUGCCAUACACUGGAUUUGUAGAGAAUGGUGAUGAUUAAAUCAUAACUGUUUUUG
This is a messenger RNA of Aptenodytes forsteri (emperor penguin), 2230 nucleotides long. RefSeq names its product proline dehydrogenase 1, mitochondrial. The transcript is spliced from 12 exons. The coding region runs from base 23 to 1315 and encodes 430 amino acids. NCBI's taxonomy places the organism in Eukaryota, Metazoa, Chordata, Aves, Sphenisciformes, Spheniscidae. Gene Ontology annotation, cellular component: mitochondrion. Gene Ontology annotation, molecular function: FAD binding; proline dehydrogenase activity. The record is from RefSeq and is a predicted model, not a curated record.